UAGCACCAGGCACCUGAGGAGGUUGCAAGUGACAAGAAAGGUCAACUGCUGAGGUCCUCCCUUUACGAUCAGAAUGGCAGAAGAGUGGGGAAAGCAGGUGUUUUCUGCCAGGCGGUACAAUGAAGAUACAACAAGAGGAUCUGUAUUCGUCUACACAAACAGCAAUAAUACCAAAGAUCCCUUUGAGGGUCCCAACUACCACAUUGCUCCUCGAUGGAUUUACAACGUUGCAACACUCUGGAUGUUCAUUGUGGUCAUCCUAUCAGUCUUCACCAACGGUCUCGUCUUGGUGGCCACGUUCAAGUUUAAGAAACUCCAACACCCUCUGAACUGGAUCUUGGUCAAUCUUGCAAUUGCUGAUCUUGGAGAGACCGUUUUUGCCAGUACCAUCAGUGUGUGCAACCAGUUUUUUGGUUACUUCAUUUUGGGACACCCAAUGUGCAUCUUUGAGGGCUUUGUCGUCUCAACCUGUGGUAUUACCGCUCUCUGGUCCCUGACUAUCAUCUCCUGGGAGAGAUGGAUAGUUGUGUGCAAACCUUUUGGAAACGUCAAGUUUGAUGCCAAAUGGGCAACUGGUGGAAUAGUGUUCUCCUGGGUCUGGUCUGCCUUCUGGUGUGCUCCCCCAAUGUUUGGAUGGAGCAGGUUCUGGCCUCAUGGACUAAAGACUUCCUGCGGACCAGAUGUAUUCAGCGGAAGUGAAGACCCUGGAGUCCAGUCCUACAUGAUUGUCCUCAUGAUUACAUGCUGCUUCAUUCCUCUGGCCAUCAUCAUCUUGUGCUACCUUGCAGUCUGGAUGGCUAUCCGUGCUGUUGCCAUGCAGCAGAAGGAAUCAGAGUCAACUCAAAAAGCUGAAAGAGACGUAUCCAGAAUGGUCGUUGUCAUGAUUGUGGCAUAUAUUGUCUGCUGGGGACCUUACACAGCUUUUGCCUGCUUUGCUGCGGCUAACCCUGGAUAUGCCUUCCAUCCUCUGGCUGCUGCCAUGCCUGCAUACUUUGCCAAGAGCGCCACCAUCUACAACCCAGUUAUCUAUGUCUUCAUGAACCGGCAGUUCCGUUCAUGUAUCAUGCAGCUCUUUGGCAAAGAAGUGGACGAUGGCUCUGAAGUAUCUACAUCAAAGACGGAGGUCUCCUCUGUGGCUCCUGCAUAAAACUGAUAUUCUCCUUUUUGGGAAAACGAGAACCUUUGUGAUUUGUACAGUAUAUAUAUAUAUGUAUUGUUUAAUUUCUUUUUUUUUUAGUAAAUAUAGCUUUCUGGCAAAAGACAAAAAUUAAAAUAAAAAAUACAUAAAGCAAA
Molecule: messenger RNA, 1293 nt
Organism: Pungitius pungitius (ninespine stickleback)
Lineage: Eukaryota; Metazoa; Chordata; Actinopteri; Perciformes; Gasterosteidae
Product: red-sensitive opsin
Exons: 6
Coding region: 74-1147 (357 amino acids)
Biological process (GO): cellular response to light stimulus; phototransduction; G protein-coupled receptor signaling pathway
Cellular component (GO): photoreceptor outer segment; plasma membrane
Molecular function (GO): G protein-coupled photoreceptor activity
Source: RefSeq, a predicted model, not a curated record